UGCGAACUUCAGUGUGAAUAAUCAAUCCAUUUUAUCGUACGUCGUUGUCGCUUGCUGCGACUCGCGCAUUUUUGUCUUUAUUUGACAUUCGUUUACUCGUUUAUUUUUGUGUCAUGUUUAUUAGAGUGAAGGGGAUUUAUGUAGAAAUUAUUUAGGGGAACUUGCGUACAAGUUAUCUCUCACGUCUCUGGUACACAAUGACCGUAGUGUAAAAAGCUUAAAUAACUGGGAUUUUGAAUCCUUUUUUCGGUAAAGGACAUUUAGUGCUCAACUCCAAUCAUGGUCCAGGAAUACGUAUCACCCGUAAGGGUGCACAAAUACUCGUUUGAGAUGGUGAUGGCUGCAUAUGAAAUGCGGUUCCCGAGCUGUCCUCAGAUACCGGUGGUAAUUGAAUGCGUGAUCACCGAGGACAGCUGGUCCGCAGACGAUUCGCAACGCCACACGACCAGGCGGUGCCAGCUAAAUGUUGAUGCGCCAUAUUUGUUGAAGAAGAUGAUCGGUGUCGAUUAUGUCUACUUCAUUCAGAAGAAUCACCUGGACCUCAAGAAUAGAGUGCUGGAAAUCGAAGCUACAAACGAAACCUUCGCCUCCAGAGUAUCGGUCAUAGAGAAAUGUAAAUAUUAUGUGCAUCCGGAGAAUCCUGAUUGGACGUGCUUUGAACAGAGCGCUUUACUUGACGUCAAGAAUUUCUUCGGUCUCGAAAACACCGUAGAGAAGAUAGCGAUGAAGCAAUACGCCGCGAACAUUGCUAAAGGGAAGGAAUUGAUCGAGGUGUUCAUGAAAGAAGUGUACGAGACUGGCGUGAAGGAACUGCGACCGUGGAACGCAUUAGAGCCUGGAAAAAACCGCGAACUAAGACGGGUCGUGUCUCGUGGUACGGAGCCACUCUCGCCGCCACCCGUUGCUGAAACUAAGAAGCUUUCAAUACCAGAUCAAUAUACGCUCGACAGUGAAUACAUUAAACGUUAUCUGGGCGAGCUGACACCAAUGCAAGAGUCGCGGCUGUUGCAGCUGAGGAAGUGGAUCGCUGAUCUGCAGAAGGGGAAGUUCAAAAACCAGAUGCCAAGCGACACAACGCUGCUGCGAUUCCUGAGAGCUCGUGACUUCAGCGUGGAGAAGGCUCGGGAAAUGUUGUCACAGUCACUGCUCUGGCGGAAGAAGCACCAAGUAGACCGCAUCCUCUCCGAAUACGAGACGCCAGAGGUUGUCAAACAGUACUUCCCCGGUGGUUGGCACCAUCAUGACAAAGAUGGACGUCCGUUGUACAUUCUUCGACUCGGACAAAUGGAUGUUAAAGGAUUAUUAAAAUCGAUAGGUGAAGAUGGACUCUUAAAGUUGACACUUCACGUAUGUGAAGAAGGUUUAAAACUGUUAGAAGAGGCGACCAGAUCAUCCGAGCACGCGAUCCAGUCCUGGUGUCUGCUCGUGGACCUGGACGGCUUGAACAUGAGACACCUCUGGAGGCCCGGGGUCAGGGCGCUGCUCCGCAUCAUACAGAUAGUUGAGGCGAAUUAUCCAGAGACGAUGGGAAGAGUGCUAAUUGUAAGAGCACCCAGAGUAUUCCCAAUCCUAUGGACCAUUGUUAGCACAUUUAUUGAUGAAAAUACACGUAGCAAGUUCUUGUUCUACGGUGGCAAAGACUACCUCCAAUCUGGAGGCUUGCUUGAUUACAUUCCCAAAGAUUUAAUACCGGACUUCCUCGGGGGACCUUGCAAGAGUUUCGUUCACGAAGGAGGUUUGGUACCGAAAAGUUUGUACGUAAGCGGAGCUUUCACGGAACGCGAUGGCGAUCCGUUGAGUGAAGACAGCAUCUAUAGAUCUGUGAGCCUAGGGAAGGGCCAGGUACACGAGGUUAUCGUUCAGAAUCGGGACCCGCAAAGCGUACUGACCUGGGACUUUGACGUGCUAAGUCACGAUAUAUCAUUCGCUGUUUACCGAAGCGAGCAGGAACUGGAUCGUCCUGACCAGGCAGCCGCGGCGGCGGGCGAGGAGCGGCGCUCGGUGCUGGAGGGCGCGGCGUGCGCGCGCGUGGAGGCGCCGCGCGUGUGCCACGACGGCGAGAGCAUCCAGGGCUCGCACGUCAUGGCCGACGCCGGCCUCUACGUGCUGCAGUGGCGCUGCGAGGCCGCCGACGCGCAGCUCAUGUACUUCCACGAGACGCUCGCCAGCCACCACUACCGGGGUUCGAUGUCCAGCCUGCAGUCCGCCACCAGCGGGUUCUCCUGCCUGAGCGGCAAGUCCGCCAUCAGCUCGUGCCCGUCGCGGUGAUGCGGCCCCCCGGCCCCGGCCCCGCUCCCCCCGCAGACGCCCUCCCCGCCUCUGCUGGACUAGUACUCGUCCGGAGCGGGGUCGCGACUAGCAUCGGUCCUCGGGGCUUUAGGAACGUUGCAUUUAGCGUUUUAAAAGUUUAGAAACUAACGUUGCAAUGGGGCACUCGCUGCUUGUGAUAAACAAUUGGCGGAGCAUUUGGUUUUUUAGCGGUUUGACGUGUAAAUCCAGUCCCAUCCGUGAAUUUGUGGCUUAACCUUAGCUUAGUUCUCCGCGUCUAUCGAGAUCAAUUAUACUGCUAUAUUAAUUCGACAAUUUAAUAAAAAAAUAUGAUUUUGGACAAGAGAUGAUUUUUGCACAAUUACCUUUAUGGUAUAUAAAUAAUUUCAUUCGUGAUAUUUUUUCUUGUUACGAGAUAGCUGAUGAGUUAUGACACCAUUAUAAACAUCAAAUAUAUUACAAUAAUAACUUAAGUUAAUACUACUUAAUAUUUAAGCUCAUUAUAAAAUCGUCCACGGUGUACAUUAUAUUUUUUUAUAAAAAACGAAUGAGCUAAUAAUAUAUACGUAUAAUUUUUUAAACCUCCAAAUAUUUUGUGUGUCUGUUUAUUCAAUAUGAAUAUUAUGUGUCAUCCGUUUAUCAAUAGCUAUCAGAUUCUAGUGAAAUAUCAUUAUUAUAAUAUAAAUUAUAUAUUACAAAUUAAAAUUAACUAUUUUUGUUAAUAUAAUACUUAUAAAUUAAUGAGGAAUAAAAAUAUGAAUCGGCGGAUUAUUUAAAAAUUGAAUGUGUCAAAUGAUUGAAUUAGAUAAAAUUUGUUUUGUAAUAUUAUUAUAGAAAUGGAAUUAAACAAAAUAAAAAUAACAAGAUAUGAACCUAUUAAAAUAUCAUAGUUUAAGAUACUAUUGGUGUGAUUAUAUUAAUAUAUAUAUGAUGAUUAAUAUGUCUCUAUGUGUAGUAGAAAUAGCUAUGGUUAGUGUAUAUUAGUUUAAUAGCCGAGUGUGGAAUUUUAAUAAUGUUAUCAUAGUAAUAAAAGUUAUUGAUGACGCAGCUCAAUCGCGGAGUUACUCAAAUAUCUAUCCUAUUUAUCUUGUUAUAAAGUCUAUUUUCAUUAAAUAAUAUCAAACUAUUGGUCAUUUGAAUAACUUUCAUUACGAAAAUUUAUCAGAUAUAAUUUUUAAUAUGGAAUAAACAAUUGUAUGUUUGUCUCUUUCUUCCAUCAUGAAAUAAGAAUAUGUUAGAAAGGGACAAACCGUUGUAACUCAGUUGAUACGUUAACAACUUGUACUGUCUUUAUCAGCAAUAAGUGUGUUAAAAUAGUAAUAAAUAUUCACUAUUUGUAAUUAUAAUUAGAACCAAAUGAAAGCUCUAAGCUGGAACGAAAUUAGAACGAAUAAAGAUGUACAAAACUGUACAAAAAAGUUUUAAGAGAUGAGUAUAUUUGGGAGCGUAGACAAUAUUAUUUUCAAUACAAUAGUUUAUGCCACAGACAAAAAAUGUAUCUCAUGAUGUCUUAUGGCUUGUAAAGAAAUAUCUAAAGCUACUGUAAAUACUGCUUAAAUGAAAUUAAAGUUUAAUUUUUUUAUUUUUAUUGGUGAUAGAAUGUAUUUUUGAAAACUGUCUAGAUAUAAGCUUAAUUAUAAAAUCAUAAACAUCUCGUAAUUAUAAUGUAAAGAUUUAAACUAUAUAUAUUUAGAAUGAAAUAUACAGCGCGCAUCAAACGUUAGGAGACCGCGUGAGGACAGUAUCUCAAUAUUUGAGCAUUAAAUUUAAGCGUUAAAUUGUCGUGGAAUUGAAUUGAAACUCGCAUAUUUUUCCAAAUCCUGUACAGAAUUGUAACAUAGCUUGGAUAUUUAUAAAGUAGAAAAUAUAACAAAAUUUUUGAUUCUCAUUUUUUAUUUCGUCCAAAUAUAGAAGUAUCGUAUAUCUACAAAUAUGUCAAGUAUGGGCGGAUUGUUUUUCUAAAGUACUUGUACAGUAUCAAUAAAGCCAAGAACUUAAUCUUCAACGCUUAACUGACACACCUGUUAUUGUGUAGGUAAAUAAAAUAAAUGGCUUGACAACAAUAUCUUUUUUUUAUAUUAAUGGAUUAAGAGCCUCCUCUCUCCUCCAAAACAAAAUAAUUUUUCAAUUAGGAUCAAUAUGAAAAAUUGAUUGAUUAUAAAAUGACUCGCUCAUUUAUAGUUAUGUAUUAAAAAUGAGAAUUUACUGUAGAUAAUGUUUUAACAUCGAAAUGCUCAAUAAAUAGAAUUUUAUUCGAUUGUAAUAAUUUAUCUAAAUGUCCCGUACGAUAGUUUUCGCUUUUAAUUUUCUACAACAUAAGGAAGAACCCCGGAAAAUAAUUAAUAUUCCUAUUUUGAUUGAACUGUAGCAAAUACAGGAUGGUGUUUACUAUUUGUAAAUCGCUCAUAUAAUGUAAUGCAGGAAUUUUACGUAAGAUUUUAUUGAAUCUUAUUUUGUGCGUUAGGAUAAAUAGAAUAUAAUAAUAAUAUAAAUAAUGUAAUACGUAAAUUUAGGUAAUAAAGAGAACUGUUGAAAGUAGCGAUGGUAAAUACCGCAGUGCUAAAUAUUUUUUUAUAUAUCCGCUGAAACGUCACAGUACCUGUUUUUUUUUUUUUAAUAAAUACCGAUAUAAUAUUUGAUUUAUUGUUUUACAACUAUAUUAACUUUUGGAUUAUUUUUUUGCUUUAUUUUGUUAAGUAAAGAGCACAAAUGUAAACACUUUUUGCACCCAAAUCUUAAAGAUACGGCACUAAAAAAAUGUAGUUAAUCGUUGAUUUAGUCACUCAUUUAACUCAUAAGACAUAAUAUGUAGUUGAACAAUUUAAUAAAUGUGUAAUAUAUUGGUU
Vanessa tameamea is the source of this 5114-nucleotide messenger RNA. It is a transcript of the gene retm, whose product is annotated as protein real-time. The transcript has 14 exons. Bases 280 to 2268 code for a protein of 662 amino acids. Lineage: Eukaryota; Metazoa; Arthropoda; Insecta; Lepidoptera; Nymphalidae. The record is from RefSeq and is a predicted model, not a curated record. Gene Ontology annotation, cellular component: cytoplasm.